GCCUCGGGGUCGGAGGGCACGCGCGACGCGGGUGUCAUGGCGACCUCCAUGCUCGGUUCUGUCGGCGGCCCGAGGCCUUUGGGUUUGGCGGGGCUGUUCCGCCGCCGGCCGCCUCGGGAUGCGUGGGAGCGUGUGCGGCGGCCCCCGGGGCCCUCGGCAGUCCUGCGCAGCGUGGCGGCGGCCAGCGGGCCCGGCGGCCCGGGUUCCCACCACUACUGCCUGCAGCUGCUGCGGAAGCGGGACUAUGAAAGUUACUUGUGUUCCCUGCUGUUUCCUGCAGGAUGUCGAAGCUCUGUGUCUGCACUGAGGGCCUUCAAUGUGGAACUGGCUCAGGUGAAGGACUCAGUCUCUGAGAAAACAAUCGGACUGAUGCGAAUGCAGUUCUGGAGAAAAGCUGUGGAAGAUAUAUACUGUGACCACCCCCCACACCAGCCCGUGGCCAUUGAGCUCUGGAAGGCUGUCAAGAGACAUAAUCUAACUAAAAGAUGGCUUUUGAGAAUCAUUGAUGAAAGGGAAAAGAAUCUUGAUGACAGAGCAUAUCGCAAUAUCCAGGAGCUUGAGAAUUAUGCUGAGAACACACAGAGCUCUCUUCUUUACUUGACACUGGAGGUGCUGGGCGUGAAGGAUCUUCAUGCAGACCAUGCCGCGAGCCACAUUGGAAAGGCACAAGGCAUUGUCACGUGCUUGAGAGCGACACCCUAUCAUGGCAGCCGGAGGAAAGUGUUCCUGCCCAUGGAUGUCUGUGUGCAGCAUGGUGUUUCACAGGAGGACUUUCUACAGAGGAAACAAGAUAGAAAUGUGAGAGAUGUAAUAUAUGACAUUGCCAGCCAGGCACACUUGCACCUAAAGCAUGCGAGGUCCUUCCACAGAAGCGUCCCUGCUAAAGCAUUUCCUGCUUUUCUUCAGACGGUUACACUAGAGGACUAUUUGAAGAAAAUCCAGCGAGUGGAUUUUGACAUAUUCCACCCGUCUUUACAGCAGAAGAAUACUCUACUUCCGUUAUCUUUGUAUAUUCAAUCAUGGAGAAAAAAAUACUAAAUAAUUUCAUGUACUGA
Phodopus roborovskii (desert hamster) is the source of this 1055-nucleotide messenger RNA. It is a transcript of the gene Ndufaf6, whose product is annotated as NADH:ubiquinone oxidoreductase complex assembly factor 6. The record is from RefSeq and is a predicted model, not a curated record. Bases 37 to 1038 code for a protein of 333 amino acids. Gene Ontology annotation, biological process: mitochondrial respiratory chain complex I assembly; biosynthetic process. The transcript has 9 exons. Gene Ontology annotation, cellular component: mitochondrion. NCBI's taxonomy places the organism in Eukaryota, Metazoa, Chordata, Mammalia, Rodentia, Cricetidae.